Molecule: messenger RNA, 570 nt
Organism: Drosophila albomicans
Lineage: Eukaryota; Metazoa; Arthropoda; Insecta; Diptera; Drosophilidae
Exons: 2
Coding region: 42-500 (152 amino acids)
Source: RefSeq, a predicted model, not a curated record
CCUGUCGUUCCAUUGAACAUAACAAAAAAAAAACUUAUACUAUGCGCUCCCAGAAUCUGUUCUUCAUUUUGGCUGCCUUCGGUUGCCUCUUCACUGUCGUUUUGUCGCAAUCCAACUGCAAUCGCUGCAUGACAAACAACGUUGCCUGCGUGAAUCAAACGCACUUUAAGUACUGCAUGGACUCAACUCCCGUUGAUAAUGGCAUUUUGUACUGUGGAGCUGGCAACGUCUGCACGGAUUUGGCCAUAAUCUGUGUAGAUGAGUCAGUUGCUUCGCCAGUUUGCACAGAUGAAGAUGUCGACUGCAGGUCUUGCGAUGGCUCCUCGCUGUUUGUCUGCACCAGUCAAACGACCUUCCAAAUGUGCAACGGCACAGCGUUGACUGGCGAUGCUCUCACUUGCCCCACGGACACUUAUUGCUCCAUCGAUUCCGGCGAAUUCUGCGUCAAGGAAUGCAAAUUGCCCAAUGGCAAAUUCGAGUGCAAUCAAGUGGCAGCCUAAACUAGAUUAAAUCAAAACAAAAAUGUAAUGCAAUAGUACACAAAUUUGAAAAUAAAUAAAUAUUAAAUAG